AUGGAGCCCGUUUUGGAUCCACCACCGUUGCCGGACCAACUGACGGCAGCCGUCCCCGACGCCGCCACCGCCAACCCCGUCGCCGCCCAAACUUACGCCCACAAGCAUCCCCCUUACGCUGAGAUGAUAACGGCGGCUAUUUCGGCGUUGAUGGAGCCAAACGGAUCGAGCAAGAGGGCCAUAGCUAAGUACAUAGGGGAUCACUACUCUGACCUGCCAUCGACACACGAGGCUCUGUUGACUCACCACCUCAAGCGGUUGAAAAUCAAUGGGCAGCUCCUCAUGGUGAAGCACUCCUACAAGCUCCCUAGAUCUGCUCCCCCUCCCCCCAACGGUGCUGUUAACGCCGUUGCUCCUCACCCUUCUCCCGCUGGGCCCAAGAAAAGGCCUGGACGCCCUCCCAAGCAUAAGCCCGAGGCCGCUCAACGUGGCAGAGGCCGGCCGCCCAAGGCCGGUGGUGUGGCAAAGACGGCGAGGGAUCUGAGUGCUUUGCGGCCCAGGAAGCUGUCUGGUAAGCCUGUGGGCCGGCCGAGAAAGAAUGCAUCAGGAGGAGCUGUUAACCGAGGUGUAGAUUCACAGCUCCUACUGGCCUAUCUCGAUCUCAAAGCAAAACUAGAAAAUUUGCACUCAAGAAUCAGUCAAACAGCAAACACUAUAAAGCCGUAUUUGAACAACGAGGCCUCUAUUAAUGCAUUGCAAGAGCUUGAGCUGAUAGCAGCGAACAUGAUUGUGCCACAUCCAUCGAUUCAGCCUCCACCUCAGCCACAGGUCCAGCCUCAGCCUCAGCCUCCACUGCUGCCCGAACAGUAUCCCCAGCAGCCCCAGAACUGA
Molecule: messenger RNA, 831 nt
Organism: Striga hermonthica
Lineage: Eukaryota; Viridiplantae; Streptophyta; Magnoliopsida; Lamiales; Orobanchaceae
Source: the annotation of a GenBank genome assembly